Molecule: messenger RNA, 1578 nt
Organism: Lolium perenne
Lineage: Eukaryota; Viridiplantae; Streptophyta; Magnoliopsida; Poales; Poaceae
Molecular function (GO): protein binding
Source: RefSeq, a predicted model, not a curated record
UCUCCCAGCCUCAAACACAUGGAAGCACAUACCAUGCCGCAGGCGCCACCGCAGCAUGUCGAGGACAUGGUCGAACUCGUCGAGGAGAUCCUCCUCCGCCUCCCGCCGGACGAGCCUGACAGCCUCGUCCGUGCAGCAGUCGUCUGCAAGCCGUGGUGCAGCCUCAUCUCCAGCCACCGCUUCCGCCGUCUCUACCGCGACUUCCACAAAACACCACCUAUGCUUGGUUUCUUCCACAACCUGUGGACGCUUUCACCCGAUUGUGACAGACUGACACCACGCAAACCACUUUUUACCUCCCCCUCCACCAAAGGCUUCUCCCCGCUUUAUCCCGAGGGCAACUAUUUUGUGUACGACUGCCGCCACGGGCGCGUCCUGCUCGAAAAGAGAUGCGACGAUGACUCUACUGAAGAAGACCUCGACAACAACGGCUGUAUGAAGUUUCUCGUCUGGGACCCUAUGACGGGCAGCCAGUGGCCGCUGGUGGCGCCCGACCAAAGAGCCUGCUGGUGGCAUGGGGCUGCAGUGCUAUGUGCUGUGGACGGCUGUGACCACGGCGCCUGCCACAUGGGUCCGUUUCUUGUGGUUUACAUCAGCAUUGACGAAUAUGAAGACGGUGGCGAGGGAGCUUGGGUGUACGUCUACUCUUCGAAGACUUCUAAAUGGCGCGAACGGGCCUCUAUUCCCCUUAUUACCAUGGAAACAGGACACUGCAUCGAGACAGACUCUUUGGUUCUCGUUGCUGAAGCAUUCUACUGCCUCGUUACGUUGACCUACCCAAAAGAAGCACCCCAAGUUGUCAAGUACGAUUUAGGUGAUAACAGCCUAUCGGUAUUUAAGGUGCCCCCCAUGGUGGCUGAUAGUUCCCAUAUCUCUCCUGCCGUCCUCACAGCUGAGGACGCUGGGCUGGGCCUGGCGCACCUGGACAUGUUCAGCCUCCGCAUGUGGUCUUACGACGACGGGGUGGCGGAGUGGACACACCACAGAGUCAUUGAUCUCAAGAUGCUUCUCCCCAUUGGCGACCACAUGAUUUCACCUAAGGUGGUAGGCUCUGUGGAGGGCACUCAUACGAUCUUUGUUGCAACAGAUCUUGGCGUCCACAUGAUCGAUCUCAGCUCGCUGACGUCCAGGAACGAAGGUCAUAAUUUGCAACUGUCUCAGAAGAUAUAUUCCAUGGUGGGACGACGGGUCGAUUGCAUCUUUCCCUACGUCUACGAUCGACCAGUGGUCACGGCUAGGAGGACUGUGUCGACUGGAGAAGGCGCUGCAUCUGUUCGCCGAAGCAAACGGACCCGGAGGCCUAACCCAAGGUACCUGUGAGCCCAAUCUGUCAUAUAUUCAGCAAUGAGCAAGGUGUGAAGAAGCUAGACAUGGAACUUGCAGCCGGUUCGGGUUUAAAAAUAACUGGAGGUCGACUCUCUCUUUUCGGAUAUCCUUCUCUUCCUCUCGAAUGCGCCUAAUUUGGGCACAAUUUGUACUGGAUCCUUUCAGUUGUAGUAGGUUAAUAUCACUUGAUCUUCUGAAGUCCAAAGUCCAAACCGAUCUAUUUGCCCAGUAGCAACGGCACAUUAAGGAGAA